Ceratitis capitata (Mediterranean fruit fly) is the source of this 1470-nucleotide messenger RNA. RefSeq names its product Golgi phosphoprotein 3 homolog sauron (gene sau). The coding region runs from base 454 to 1344 and encodes 296 amino acids. Gene Ontology annotation, molecular function: phosphatidylinositol-4-phosphate binding. Gene Ontology annotation, biological process: Golgi organization; Golgi to plasma membrane protein transport; Golgi vesicle budding. Gene Ontology annotation, cellular component: trans-Golgi network; Golgi cisterna; cytosol. The transcript has 5 exons. The record is from RefSeq and is a predicted model, not a curated record. Lineage: Eukaryota; Metazoa; Arthropoda; Insecta; Diptera; Tephritidae.
GAAGCAAAAAAUGUCAGAAAGUAGAGGAAGUGAAAAUUUACGACGAAAAAUAUUUUUCCUCCAUUGCAUAGAGAAUAUCGAUAAAUAAAAUAGUAAAAUUGUAAUUUCUUGCAAAGUAUUUCUCAAAAUUAUAAUCAAUUUACAUUUCAAAAAGUUUUGCUGCAUAAAAUAACAAUAGUAAAUAGUAAAAAUAACUUGUAUCUAUGAAGUGACACAAAAACAGCAUUAAAACGAAAGGAACUGUAAUAACAGCAACAAAGAAAAGGGAGCUAAGCAAAACGUAGCGAAGCGCCACUUCACCAAUUGCGAAUAUAACUAAAUACAGUCACAAAUGAAAUAUAUAUAAAUUUCUGUGAAAAAAAAAAUAUUAAGUAAAUAGCGAAAUCAUUAAUAUUAAAGCACAGAAAAAUUUAGUUUGUGUGUGUGCAAUUUAACUCAUAUUGAAAAUAUAAAAUGAAUCGAAGUGAUGGUUUGGUGAGACGAGCCGUCAAAACCCGGGACAAUGGAGCUGAAGGUGGUGCCUCUGGUCUAAACGCUAACACAUCGGAUGACGAUAAUUCAUUGAAUAAUAGUAAUAGAGAUCAAGAGGACAAUAUCGAUGAUGGUGAUUCAAAACAGACACGUCUAACACUCAUGGAAGAAGUACUGCUUUUGGGCCUAAAAGACAAAGAGGGUUACACAUCCUUCUGGAAUGAUUGCAUAUCGAGUGGCCUACGUGGCUGCAUACUUAUUGAGCUUGGUUUGCGUGGACGUGUCAUGAUGGAGAAGACGGGUAUGCGUCGACGCGGCCUGUGUUCCAGAAAGCUCGUUUUAAAAUCGGAUCAGCCGACCGGCGAUGUACUGCUCGACGAGGCGCUCAAACAUAUUAAAGAAACAGAUCCACCAGAGACCGUACAAAGUUGGAUUGAAUAUUUGAGUGGCGAAACUUGGAAUCCGCUAAAAUUAAGAUAUCAAUUGAAAAAUGUACGCGAACGUUUGGCUAAGAAUUUGGUGGAGAAAGGUGUGCUGACGACAGAAAAACAAAAUUUUCUACUUUUCGAUAUGACAACACAUCCGCUAAGCGAUAAUGUGGUGAAAUGUCGUUUAGUGAAAAAGAUACAAGAUGCCGUACUUUCCAAAUGGAUAAACGAUCCACAACGCAUGGAUCGACGUAUAUUGGCCUUAAUAUGUUUGGCGCAUGCUAGUGAUGUAAUUGAGAAUGCAUUUGCGCCGUUAAAUGAUGACGAUUACGAAUUGGCUAUGAAACGUGUACGGGAAUUAUUGGAUUUGGAUUUUGAAGCGGAAGCGGCCAAACCAAAUGCUAAUGAAAUUCUUUGGGCAGUAUUUAUGGCUUUCAGUAAAUAAGAUCCUCUUUAUAAUUAUAUGUUGUAAUUACUAUUAUUAUUAUUAAAAUGGGAUUGUAUGAUAAGCCAAAACUGCGCUAAUCUGCCAAUGCCACCUUUAUACGUACAUUUAAAAAAAAAAGAAAUG